This is a messenger RNA of Eucalyptus grandis, 1098 nucleotides long. Its product is annotated as hevamine-A-like. Gene Ontology annotation, biological process: carbohydrate metabolic process. The transcript has 2 exons. NCBI's taxonomy places the organism in Eukaryota, Viridiplantae, Streptophyta, Magnoliopsida, Myrtales, Myrtaceae. Gene Ontology annotation, molecular function: chitinase activity. The record is from RefSeq and is a predicted model, not a curated record. Gene Ontology annotation, cellular component: extracellular region. Bases 72 to 959 code for a protein of 295 amino acids.
AAAAUCCAAAUAAAAAAGUGAAUUUCUUGAGUGGAGAGCUUAUACCAAGUGAGUGGAGAGAAACACCGAACAUGGCUUCCAAAUCUUCAACCUCGCCAGCAUUUCUCUUUUCAAUCAUUUUGGAUCUUGUGGUUGGCAUCAACGGCGGAGGAAUUGCUAUCUAUUGGGGUCAGAACGGCAACGAAGGCACUUUAGCCGAGGCUUGUGCCUCUGGAAAUUACAAGUUUGUGAACCUAGCUUUCCUUAAUGUCUUCGGCAACGGCCAGACUCCUAUGAUCAACCUCGCUGGCCACUGCGAUCCUUCCAGCGGAGGAUGCACCGGCUUGAGCUCCGAGAUCAAGUCUUGCCAAGCUAGGGGAGUCAAGGUGACGCUCUCGAUCGGAGGAGGUGUGGGGAGUUACUAUCUCCCUUCCGCCGAGGAUGCUAGAUACGUCGCAACUUAUCUGUGGGACAACUUCCCGGGAGGCCAGUCCUCAUCUCGACCACUUGGGGAUGCAGUGCUCGACGGCAUUGAUUUCGUCAUCGCAACAGGCACGAAUCAACACUGGGAUGAUCUGGCUAGGUACUUGUCUGCAUAUAGCAUCAGUGGAAAGAAGGUGUACUUGGCUGCAGCCCCUCAAUGUCCUUAUCCGGAUGCUUGGGUUGGAGGUGCCCUUCAAACGGGCUUAUAUUACUACGUCUGGGUCCAAUUUUACGGCAAUCCUCCAUGCGAGUACAGUUCUGGGAACAUGGGUAAUCUCGAAGAUGCAUGGAAUCAAUGGACUUCGAUUCCCGCUGGAGAAAUCUUCUUGGGAUUGCCCGCGUCUGCGGAUGCUAGUAGUGGUUUUAUUCCUGCAUCGAAUCUUACUUCCAUACUGCCCACCGUUAAAGGAUCUGCCAAAUAUGGGGGUGUGAUGCUGUGGUCCAGAUAUUAUGAUGGUCAAACUAGAUAUAUCUCUUCCAUCAAGGGAUCUGUCUGAAGGUGAAUUUUACCUUUAGUACUACCAAUUCAAUAUAUUUGCAUCAGAUCCCCUUUCUUUGGAAUUUUUUUAAGCGGAAAACACUGUACACAUUUAACAACAGGAAACCUUACCAAGGAAAACAAGUCUCUUAUCGCAC